AUGAUCCUUUCUCGAUAUUUUGAUCAAGGGAUAAAAGAAAUUAUCGUAGAACGAUUUCAUAAGGCAUUCUCAAAUCAAAACAAACGCCUAUUGGUAUUCAUUUCGCGCCAUGAUUUACUCGAAUUAGAACAAACUCGAUAUGCAUUCGAUUUUGCAUUCGAAAGUUUAAAUAAUAAAACACUCACUUCAAUUUUCUCAGUUGAUUCAACACAACCAAAAGGAACAAUUGGUCCUAACAAAUCAAAAUUUGAAGGUUUAAGACUUUGUCAUGGUGGUGUUUGGCAUCAAAGAUUAAUAAACGAUCCCAUACAAUAUUUUUGUUGGGGUAUUAAUUCUGAAGAACAAGAAGCGAGAAUUUAUAUAUAUGACACUAAAACGAAUCAACCGUACAGCAAAGCAAGUUUUGUUACAAACGGCAGAUUAUUAACUCCUGUAGGCCUAGAUACAUGUGAAUCUACUAAAGGAUGGUGGUAUGCACCACUUUUACCUAAAAAUAAAAAACGAGCACCGAUGGUUAAGUUUACAGGAAGAAAUAAAAUAAGUGAAAAUGGAGCUUCGAAUAUAACAGGAAAAUUUAAAAGUAUUUCCAUAAAAGCUAGUUUUUUAUUAGUUUCUUUAGAAGAACCGAAAUUUGAUAAAUCAGAUAUUGGUGUUAAAUAUUUACUAAUGGAAGGUG
Messenger RNA from Dentiscutata heterogama, 676 nucleotides. The record is from the annotation of a GenBank genome assembly. Lineage: Eukaryota; Fungi; Glomeromycota; Glomeromycetes; Diversisporales; Gigasporaceae.